AUGAAACUAGCAGAAGCUAUGAGUUUAGGAAGUCCUUUUACUAUCAAACCAACAAAGAAACAAAGUGGUGGGUUACUUGGUAUAUUGUUUGCAAGUAUUGGUGUGGCACUGUUAUUAAAAGAAUUAACUGGUAAUGGUAUUCAGGGUUAUAGCAGAUAUUUUAAAUGCCAGUUUUCUGACAUCGGUCAUCCUUUGCAAACCUGGCGCUGAGCCUUUUCUUUCGCUUCGUCUAUACUUUGCUUGUAUAUGGCUAAGGAAAAAAUUACUGGACUGUCAUUUGUCAAGGAACUUACAAGGAGACUAAAGGAUUAAUAAUUGUGUAGACUCGUGGAUUAGACUCCGCUGACUGGUAUUGUAGUUGUUAAGGAAACUCACGUGGACGCGCGAACAAACGGAAAAGGGUAGGGAAUUUGAGAUUCAAAGGUUAAAGGAAAAUCGGAAAACUGCUCUUGCUUACUUAACUAAGCAGAUGAACAUAAUCUCGCCCGUGUUGGCAGAUUUUGAGGAUGAAAAACAAGCGCCCUCUGAAGUUGUGCAGUUCCAUAAGCUAUUUGUUAAAAUGCAUGAAGCACAUGAUAUGUAUCUCAGGGCCUUGGAUGAUGAUGGUGAGAUAAAAUUAGCUCAGCAAUGGUAUAACAGUCGUGAUAAGGUUUGUGUUUCGUAUUAAGGAAAAGUAUUAUCUGGGUGAGACAAAGAAGUUGCGUGGUGACUCGCAUGAUACAUGCACAGUGAAAUCUAAAUCAGUCGGUCACUCAAGGUCCUCCACUUUCUCAACAUUAUCCACUAAGUUAAAGUUGAUUGAGAGGCAAAGGCUAAGGCGGCAGCAUUCGAGGUUAAGGCAAAAUUCUUAACGGAGAAGCAAACGCUAAGACUGGCCUCUCUGGAGCUUGAACUUUGGCAGCAAAUUGUAGAGGCAAAAAGCUGA
Molecule: messenger RNA, 925 nt
Organism: Pocillopora meandrina
Lineage: Eukaryota; Metazoa; Cnidaria; Anthozoa; Scleractinia; Pocilloporidae
Source: the annotation of a GenBank genome assembly